This is a messenger RNA of Thamnophis elegans (Western terrestrial garter snake), 1091 nucleotides long. It is a transcript of the gene SDF2, whose product is annotated as stromal cell derived factor 2. NCBI's taxonomy places the organism in Eukaryota, Metazoa, Chordata, Lepidosauria, Squamata, Natricidae. The transcript is spliced from 3 exons. The record is from RefSeq and is a predicted model, not a curated record. Bases 206 to 853 code for a protein of 215 amino acids.
ACUACCGGAAGCGCCGCGGCGCGACAUCCGGGGCAGGGCGGCAACGCCCUCGGCAAGGGGAGGGACGCUCUGCUAUAUCCUCUCAGUGGUUGCCAGUGGGUAGAUUGGACCGUUGGGCCGGAAGUUGAGGGUCCGGAAGUCCCUUGGGCCGCUCUGCCCGCCGCCGCCUCUAUGGCUUCCUGUCAGACUCGACCGGCGGCGGAGGAUGAGGCUGGCGGUGGCGGCGGCGGUGCUGCUGCUGGUCCUCGGGCCGGGCGAGGCGGGCGAAGCGGGCGAGGGUGGCGCGGUGACUUGCGGCUCGGUGGUGAAGCUGCUCAAUCCGCGUCACGGCGUCCGCCUCCAUUCGCACGACGUCCGAUACGGAUCCGGCAGUGGGCAGCAGUCUGUGACCGGAGUCACGAGUGUGGACGACAGCAACAGCUACUGGCGUGUGCGGGGCAAGUCGUCCAGCGUUUGCGAGAGAGGCACCCCGGUGCAAUGCGGGCAGACGAUCCGCUUGACCCACAUCAACACAGGCCGCAACCUGCACAGCCACCAUUUCACCUCUCCCCUUUCGGGCAACCAGGAGGUGAGUGCCUUUGGGGAGGACGGUGAGGGGGACUUCCUGGACGACUGGACUGUCCUGUGCAACGGCAAGUAUUGGGAGAGGAAGGGCGAGGUGCGGUUCAAGCACGCCUCCACCGAAGUGCUUCUUUCGGUCACCGGGGAGCAGUACGGGCGGCCCAUCCACGGCCAGAGGGAAGUUCACGGCCUGGCCCACUCCGGCCAGGACAGCUUCUGGAAAACCAUGGAAGGGAUCUUCGUGAAGCCUGCGGAAUGGCUCAAGGCCGACCUCUACCACAUGGAACUAUGACCACCGCUUGAGGCCGUCCAGCAGGUAGAGACUUUCCCAGGCUGCGCUUGGGGGAGCCAGAUGUGGGCGCGGCAGACGCUGCUUGGCUGCCGAGAGGGGCUCUUUCCCACCCCCUGUGAAGGAGAGGCGCCUUUCUGCUCUCGGGACCUGGCCCACUGCUGACUGCUCAAUCCUGGGUGAUGUGGGGAGGGAUGUCUGGGGAUGUCAGGGCCGUAAAUAAAGCGUGGAUAUGCAGACA